This is a messenger RNA of Paramecium tetraurelia, 2250 nucleotides long. RefSeq lists its product as uncharacterized. NCBI's taxonomy places the organism in Eukaryota, Ciliophora, Oligohymenophorea, Peniculida, Parameciidae. The record is from RefSeq and is a predicted model, not a curated record. The transcript has 3 exons.
AUGUAAACUUAAAAUUCAGAAAUAUAGCCAAACAAUUAUUUUGAUUUGAUAAGUGUUCCACCCUCAAUGAGAAAAAAAAGUGCAAGAGUAGAUUAAAGGCCAAUUCAAACUAGCAAAAUGUAUUUUGAAUCAGAUUCUAAUAUUGAUAACACAUAAUCUUUGCAUAGUCUAUUACAAUAGAAAGAGGCUUAAUUAGAUUCAUUACAGAGGAAAUACAUGUAAAUUAGAUAGGUAAAGUCAAGAAAGCCUUAAGGACAAAAUUUUAUGCAUGGAUAUUUAGAUGACUUGAUUAAUUCAUUCAAAGAUAAGGUUGACAACAAUAUCAUCAGCGAGUUUAUAAACUAUUCAAAUUCAAUGAAUGAUAUCUAUAGGAUAUAAUAAACUCAUUUACAACUUUGCUAGUAAAGGUUGUAACAAGCAGAUGCAUUGGUUGAUUAGCUCAAAAUACUUAAAGAAGCAGAUCUCUUCAAUCUAAAAAAGAUAAUUUAAUCUUUAUAAGAAUCAUUGUAAUAAGCUUAAGUUACAGAAUUAGAUUCAAAUAAAUUGUAUAGGGAUCUUUAGAACAUGAAGUUGAAGUAUGCAAAAUUGCAAAACCAAUUUGAAAUAGUACAAAGGUAGAAUGAAUAUACUGAAAAAAAUAUGCAAUCGAUAAAGUAGCAUCUAUAGCAUACAAACGAGGAAACUCAAAUUUAUAAGAAGACUUUAAGAAAAGAAACUAGUUAGAAUUAAUUAAACCAAAGAAGAGUUUUUACAUUAGAAUAAAGAUUGGAGGUUUUAAGUGGGAGUGAUUAUAAAAAAGACAAAGACUCAUUAAGAAAUAUUAUAGAGGAUAUGCUGAAAGAGAACGAGGCAAACAAAAGAAAGGCAUUCUAAAAAUGUCAAGAAGUGUUAAAGCUGGAAUAAGUUGUUUAAGACUUAAAAGAAAAGAAUCAAAAGCUACAGAAGAGAAAUAUGUUGUUGGAGAAACAAUUAAAAUUGCUAGGGUAUUCAGCUUAUGAUUUAAAUGGAAACACUUUUGGACAAAAGACUAUAGUAGAAUCCAAUGAUCAAGAUGAUGAGAUUUAGGAUGUAUUUCAGCAGGCUAACUUGCCUAAUAAAUUAGAAUUUAAAUUAAAUAAUUUGAAAUCGAGACAAAAGAAUUUAGUUUAAGACUUAUUAGAUUGUGGUGUUAAAUAAGCAAUCGAUUAAUUAUUCUAGAUGGAUUAGUAGCAUCAAGUGGAUUAAAUUAGUAUCUUUAUGGAUUUGUUUGUAUAGUAUAAGAAUUUAGGAGAGAGUGUGAAUAGUUUAAUUAAUUUAAUUAAGCAGCUAUUGAAAAUUGAUUAGAUUGAAAUAAUAAUGCAAAGACUGAGUUCUGAUUCUUAGUUAUUUAAUUGUGAGUUGAUUCAAUUAUGGUUGAUAGAUUAAUAGACUGCCACAUUUUAUACUUAUAAUUAAAAAAAUGAAUUGGUCAAUGCAUAUAUUGAUACGGAUGAAUUUUUGAAUGUCGUUAAAUCAUCAUUGCCUAUUUAUAAAUAAUAAGCAUUUGUUUACAGAAACAUUAAUACUGCUAAAUUCGCAAAGGAUUGCUAUCUUAUACCUUUGUUAACUGAUAGUAGAUUGAUUGGAAUUAUAUCGUUGGAAAAUCUAAAUAAUAAAAAAUAGGAUGCUAAAUAUCUUGGUUUGUUGAUUUCAUAAUUGUUAUUGCCGAUAAUAGAUAAGGUAUUGUAAUUUAAACUUAUAAAUUAUCAAUUGAGAUACAAAAAUCUCUUAUUUGAAGCAUUUACUGAAUUAUCAAAGUAAAAGUCAAAAUUUAAAUUAUAAAAAUCAAUUGAAAGUCAAGCUGAAACACUAUUUGGUGUGGCCAGCAGCAGAUUUUUCUUUUAUAGUUAAGGGAUCAUUUAUACUUAUAAGGAUGACUUACAUACAACUGAAUAUAGCUCAGAUAUAGGAGUAAUUGGUUAUGUAGCAAAAUCUCAAGAGGCAUUGCUACUUGGCAAUAUUAAACAGCAUCAUUCAUUUCAUUAAUCAGUCGACAUGAUUAGUGGAUUACCAAUAUUUACAUUGCCCUUGGCCUUUGGUGUUUUGUAGAUUGUAUUGAAUUAGAGUGCACAAUUAUAAUAAAAUAGUAAUGCAUCCAAUAUAUUCUAAUUAGAUAAAUCAAUUGAAGUUCGUAAGUUAUUACAACCUGGGGAAACUUUACAGAGCAUGGCAUUAAUGUUCACAUAAAUUUGUAAUUUCGCAUAUGAAAUUCUAAAAAUAGAAUUAUCAUGA